GAUCCAACGAAUCAAUGACUAAAUUAAUCGGCAACUAUUUUAAUAAUCGAUUUUAAUCGAUUUAAUCGAUUAGUUGUUGCAGCCCUAGUGAGUAUAUGUGUAUUUGUAUGUACAAUAUAUUUGACUCCCAGUGUGUGUGGGAGCCAGAGUACGGCUCCAGCCACCCAGAGAGCCCAACCCACAAACAGCAGGUGUGGUGCCCAGGGAACCAGGGACCACCGGCCCCACGCAGCCAGCCCGGCCAGCGACAGGAACCCCAGAGCCAGGCCCACCGUGCCGCCCGUAAGAGCCAGCAGCAGGCCGCAGACGGAUGCACCCGGCAGAGGACAAGGCAUGAGAGAAGCAGGGGACAGCCAGACCUCAAGCCAGCGAGAGACCACACCCCACAUGGGCAGAAAGGCGGGACGCCCCGCCCGGCGGGCCCAGAGAGUCGCCGCUACCGGACGGGAAGACCGCCCCCGCCCCACCAGCAACCGGGCCCCCACGAGCCCACCCCCCGCCCCCGGAGAGCACGGCGCAGCCCGCCCACGGCCACCCCACCCGAGCCGACCGCCGCAGGACCGCCCAGCACGGGACCACGGGAACCACCCAACCCACCCGCAGGGACCCCAACGAUGGAGAUGGAACAACCAGCAACCACCCUGUCGAGUUCCCCUCCUGAGAAGAGGGGAAAAUUAAAAAUAAUCAAAUCCCUUUUUGAGAACCGGUUCCCGUUAUCGAGGCCACUACAGUAAAGAAAAAUAGUUGGUUCUUUAUUCGAAUCCCUGGGAACGAAUCCCAUCCCACAGGAAAUGCCCUGUGGCACGUCCCAGGAAAUGACGUAGCUCAGUCAUUAGGCGGCAGAUGCAGAAGCAUCAACAACAAUGGACCGUAAAAAACGCCCCAAGGCAUGGCUUCAUUUUACAAAAAAAUACGACGAGGAAACGGCUAUCUGCAAUUAUUGCCAGGCUUCGCUCUCAUGUAAGGGGUGAAGUACAACAAGCAUGAUGAAACAUGUUUAGGCCGUACAUAACCUGAAGGUUAGAGAAAGGUGUCGUGGAGAAGCAGCGACAGAGAUGACGAAGCAAACCCCUCUUCCUCUGCUUCAACCUGCAGCGCCAAUUCCAGUGUUAGUGCUGGACAAGGACGUGCAGUCAUUCCUGGAGGAGGCCAUACUGAUGGACCCCAGAAAGAUGUUCCAAUAGCAGCAGAAGUGCACUUUUUGGAGAGCUGUAUUAUUUUCAGUUUCGUGCCCAAGGGACUGAUUUUGUUUAACGCUAUAUUAUUAUUUAUACACCUAUAGUGAUCACAGAGACAGGUUGUUUUUGUGUUACUGUAUAUAUUUGUUUUUUCUGAAAAAUCCCACUUAAUAUACUUUGGGUAAAAACAGUCAAUAUUUAUUUAUUUUUUAAAAAUUUUUAGGGGGGUAACAAUAGUCAAUAUUUAUUUAUUUAUUUUAUUGUAUUUUUUUCUUAUAAAAUAAAAGUGAGCUUUUGUUAAACCAA
Molecule: messenger RNA, 1484 nt
Organism: Entelurus aequoreus (snake pipefish)
Lineage: Eukaryota; Metazoa; Chordata; Actinopteri; Syngnathiformes; Syngnathidae
Product: basic salivary proline-rich protein 1-like
Exons: 2
Coding region: 96-734 (212 amino acids)
Source: RefSeq, a predicted model, not a curated record